GAGCCCUUCCAUCCGAAACCAAGCUCCUCCCCCGUUUCUCACCAGCUUCAUAUAAGUUGUACCUUACAGCCCUAUCAUUUCGUUCUCACAAAAUCUCAUUAACAAUCCACAAACUUUCCGUUUGUUUCUCGAGAAUAUUUAUAUAUAUUUGAAUUUUAAGCGAUGGAAUCAUCGGGAAAAAUAAAGAAAGGAGCUGGAGGAAGAAAAGGAGGCGGUCCAAAGAAGAAGCCGGUGUCCCGGUCCGUUAAAGCCGGUCUACAGUUUCCGGUCGGCAGGAUCGGUCGCUACCUGAAGAAGGGACGCUACUCUCAGCGCGUGGGAACUGGUGCUCCGGUUUACCUUGCCGCUGUGCUCGAGUACCUUGCUGCUGAGGUUCUUGAGUUGGCUGGUAAUGCGGCUAGAGAUAACAAGAAGAACAGAAUCAUACCUAGGCAUGUUCUUCUGGCUGUACGGAAUGACGAGGAGCUUGGGAAGCUUCUUGCUGGCGUGACCAUUGCUCAUGGUGGUGUGUUGCCGAAUAUUAACCCAGUUCUUCUGCCGAAAAAAUCCGAGAAAGUAGCAACCAAGGAGCCGAAAUCUCCAUCCAAAGCUACCAAGUCCCCAAGGAAGGCUUAGGUUUUAGUCUUGUUAUUGUCUUUGUAUGUGUAUGUAACUUCCUUCAAUAUGCUUGACUUGUAGGAUAACUUCAUGGUGGUAGGGAUUAGAACCAUUGUUCUGCUCUAUUCGCUGCAUCUGUAGAACUCUUUUUCGAAUGAACGAAAUCAUGCUUCUGAAAUUUCA
Messenger RNA from Mangifera indica (mango), 780 nucleotides. Its product is annotated as histone H2A. Gene Ontology annotation, cellular component: nucleosome. Gene Ontology annotation, molecular function: DNA binding; protein heterodimerization activity; structural constituent of chromatin. The transcript has 2 exons. The coding region runs from base 163 to 615 and encodes 150 amino acids. The record is from RefSeq and is a predicted model, not a curated record. NCBI's taxonomy places the organism in Eukaryota, Viridiplantae, Streptophyta, Magnoliopsida, Sapindales, Anacardiaceae.